Molecule: messenger RNA, 1671 nt
Organism: Lathyrus oleraceus (garden pea)
Lineage: Eukaryota; Viridiplantae; Streptophyta; Magnoliopsida; Fabales; Fabaceae
Exons: 2
Coding region: 1-1671 (556 amino acids)
Biological process (GO): proteolysis
Molecular function (GO): aspartic-type endopeptidase activity
Source: RefSeq, a predicted model, not a curated record
AUGGGUCCCAAUGUGAAGGACAAUCCAAUGCCAAGUCAUGGUCCUUCAUCAGUGAACAAUAUAGAAGUUUGUCUCAAUGAACAACAUGUUACGAAGAUAGAGGAGAUUCGGCGGUCUUUGGUUGAAAUUCAUUCUGUUUUAUGUGCUCAUGGUCUAUUCCAACAUGACCACCAGAUCUGUGGUACAUGUUCAGUCAAUUCAAGAGGUUGUAGAAAGAUUCAAGAUGAUUUGCAAGGCGUCCUUGAUCAGGGUUUGAUUCAGACUUCUAGACAAGUGAGUUCUCCAGAAUCACAAGAACAAGAGGUGAAUGUCAUCAUUCCUUGCUUCAACAUUCCAGAGAAAGUAGAGAUAGCUUAUCAUCCGAGGGAGCCAGUGGUGAUUUGCCCUCCGGGCCCAAUGCCUUACACUUCAGAUAAAGCGGUCCCCUACCGCUAUGCAACAACUAUUAUUGAGAACGGUAAAGAGGUCGAGAUUAAAACCUUAGCCUCAGUUACCAAUAUCGCAGCAAAUAGCCGAAUGACGCGCAGUGGCCGCGUGUUCGCUCCGCCGGUUAUCCCAAGUAGAAAUGUUGAGAAAGAUCCAAUAGUCGUGGUACCAGUGACAAGAGAAGCAGAAGGGCAAACAAGCAAUUCAACCCUUGAUAAAGAAACAGAUGAACUACUUAGAAUUAUCAAGCUCAGUAACUACAAAGUGGUAGAUCAGUUGCUACAGACACCGUCAAAAAUCUCGAUCCUGUCCUUAUUAUUGAAUUCAGCUGUCCACAGAGAAGCACUACUGAAGGUGCUUGAUCAAGCCUUUGUAGAACAGGAUAUAACAGCAGAGCAGUUCAACAAUGUUGUAGGCAGCAUCACUUCGUGCAAUGGCUUAGGCUUUUGUGAUGAAGAACUGCCAGAAGAAGGAAAGAAUCACAACUUCGCUCUCCAUAUCUCAGCCAAUUGUCAAGGGGAUUCUUUGUCUAAUAUCCUAAUUGACACCGGUUCAUCUCUGAAUGUCAUGCCCAAGUCUACCUUGGUGAAGCUAAAGUACAAAGGGGGGCAAAUGCGGCACAAUGGAAUUAUUGUGAAAGCGUUUGAUGGAUCAAGAAAAUCAGUCAUUGGAGAAGUUGAUUUGCCUAUUGGUAUUGGACCACAUGUAUUCCAGAUCACUUUCCAGGUUAUGGAUAUAGUGCCAGCUUAUAGCUGUCUGCUCGGACGCCCAUGGAUUCAUGAGGCGGGUGCCAUUACAUCCACGUUACACCAGAAGUUAAAAUUUUUCAAGAAUGGGCAAAUAGUGACGGUUAAUGGGGAGCAGGCUAUGCUGAUUAGCCACCUUUCGUCGUUUAGUGUGAUAGAAGCAGACGAAACGACUGUUCAAACUCCAUUUCAGGCCCUGACCAUCGAUGAUUACAAGAAAAGUGAAGGUUCAAUCGCGUCAUUCAAAGACGCCCAGCAGAUUGUCAAGACAGGUCCUACAGAAAUGUGGGGCAAGGUGAUAGAGUUGCCAGAAAACGUUAACCAUGCAGGAUUAGGCUUUGUUGAUGGAAAACAAGUGCAGACUUCAAUGGUGCGACCUUUCAAAGAUAUCUUUCACAGCGGUGGGUUUAUCAACAUGGUAGCAGUUGAGGAGGAUACUUUUGAGGGAAAGACAGAAGACGAAGGCCCCAGAUUUGUGACACCAGGAAAGCAGGAUUGA